AUGGUGACACUGCAGCAGCCCUUCUCCAGUAUGGAGGAGACCGUGAGGAACAUCCUUCAGAACCAGGACUCGAUGGAGGGGCCUAAAGUGGACCCCCUGGACCUGAUGAAGGCCUAUAAGGACAAGCUGCUGGAGGAGAUGUGGAAGCAGCAGGACAGCCUGGAGGCAUCUGUCACAGUCACAGAGACAGCAGCAGAGGAGCUCAGUGGCUCUGAGGAGGACCGCAACAACCCCCUAAUGGACAAGCUCCGAGCGCUGGAGGCAGAAAACUCAGCACUGUCUGUUGAGAAUGACAACCAAAGGAAGCAGUACGAGCGCUGUUUGGAUGAGGUGGCAAACCAAGUGGUGCAGGCCCUCCUCACUCAGAAGGACUUGAAAGAGGAGUGUGUGAAGCUGAGGACUCGUGUGUUCGACUUGGAGCAGCAAAAUCGUAUCCUCAGCGUUCUGUUCCAGCAGCGGGUCAAGAUGGCCGCCGCACCACACUCUCAGACGUUCGAUAACCUCCGACACGGCUCCAGUAAUUUGUCCACGAUUGUUCCCGGCGACGUGUUCUUCUACAAUGUUGGAGAUUGA
This is a messenger RNA of Knipowitschia caucasica, 573 nucleotides long. NCBI's taxonomy places the organism in Eukaryota, Metazoa, Chordata, Actinopteri, Gobiiformes, Gobiidae. The record is from the annotation of a GenBank genome assembly.